AUGCAUUUGACAUCAAGACCUGCGUGAAGUUUUGCACAAAAAUAUGCAAAUAAGCUAGAUUCCCGUGCCCCAGGCCCAGGAGCGUAUUCUCCUAAAGCGGCGACUUAUGAACAACCUCCACAAUAUAGAAUUGGCACAAGCAGCAGAUAUGAUUUUACUGGCAAAUCAGCUGAGGCUCCUGGCCCAGGAUCUUAUAAUCCUGAGAAAAAAGAGCAUUCACCAGCCCCAAAACUGGGAACAAGCAAAAGAGAUCCACUAAGCGACACCAUGGCGAAUCCUGGACCUGGAACCUAUCAAAUUCCUUCAAAGGUCCAAGAAGGUCCUCAGUAUAGUAUUCAGCGAAAAUACUCUUCUAAAGGCUUUGGAGACAGUCCAGGUCCUGGAUAUUAUGAACAAGAUUUAAAUGAUUUUACUACAAAAGAAAGACCAAUAAGUGCUAGAAUUGGAACUGCUCAAAGAGAUAAUUAUAUGACUAAGCACGCAGCUGAAUACCCAGGUCCUGGAAGCUAUGAAAAUAGACCUCAAAGUGCAGCACCUAAAUGGGGAUUUGGCAGUGAAGGCAGAAAUAAAAAUUCAAAAGCAGAUGACCCUGGUCCCGGUGCUUAUGAAAUGGGAGGAACUUUAAAUAGCAAAGGAUGGAGUAUAAGUGGGAAAUAUCCAGAUGGAGCUGGAACUGAUAAAUUAAAAGUGCCUGGACCUGGAGCUUAUAGUCCUGAAGGCCAAGGAAAAAUGCCUUCUUACACAAUUGGUCGUUCAGGUAGAAGUGAUUUUACAAAAAAUGGAGAAAAGCAGCCUGGACCUGGAGCUUAUGAGCAUACUCUUAGACCUAGUUCAUCUGGACCAAAAUUAGGAACUGGAAAAAGACAGCCUUUAUCUUAUCUUAUCUUAUCUUAUCUUAUAGAAUCUAUACGUUUUACGUCCACUACUGGGUAACCGUUUUCAGGACCUCCACCAUUUUUACACGUGUCGGGCCCACAGGUCGCUGGUCCAACCUGCUUUGUUCACCAGGGUACGCUUGGAAACGAUGUUCCGGCUUCGACGGCUCAUGAGUGAGAGACUUCAUCUUGCUUCCUUGACGCCGUAUGACGACUAAAGGCUCCUUCGCUGCCGCAGGAUGGAAGUGGAAAAACCAUAGGCCUUUCAAGUUCCCUAAGGGCUGGCCAAACAGACUAGCCUCAGCCGGGAUAGAAUUCCCGUGUAAAACCAAGUCUCAUAAUCAUAAAAAUGCAGAAUAAGUGGUGCCCAUCGGCAGAUCGGUACCGUACGAAUGUCGCCAUUUUAUGAUUAAGACAGCCUUUUAUCACAAUUUGAAAAUACCCCUGGGCCAGGGACAUAUGAAUUUAGAAAUACAAAUGAGGGACCUCAAUAUUCAAUGCCAGGAAGAUCAAGCAAAGGAGAUCGGCCAAAAACUCCUGGCCCUGGGCAUUAUAAUCCUGGAGGAUCAAUGACUGAUCGAGCUUCUCCAUCAUAUAGAAUUGGUAGUGCAAGAAGAGAUGAUGAUAAGCCUGAUACAGUUCGAAAUCAAUUCCCUGGCCCUGGAAGCUACUCAGGCAGGCCACAGACUGCAGGACCAAAAUGGGGAUUUGGGACUGAGAAAAGGGAUAGAAGAGGUGGAAGCACUGAUAUAGGCCCAGGGCAAUAUGAAAUGAGAAGCAGCUUAGACCAAAAAGCUUGAAGUAUGUCAGGAAGACAUCCAAACUUGGAAGAAAAAAAUCUUGGAGAGUUUCCUGGACCUGGAGCAUAUAAUCCUCACUCCCGCUUUAAAUUUGAACAAAACAAUCUGCUCCAAUUCAAAUGAUGUUAAUUUUUUUGAUAAAAAAAAAUACAAUCUAAAUUUAGUUUUAAAAAAGAAUUAAUUUAUAAAUUUAUCAAUUUGAUUAAAUAGUAUUAGUUGUACUCCCUCAUUAAAAAAGUACAAGCUAUAAGUAUUUUUUUUAUUUUUUAAACAAGUGGCUAUCAAGCUAUUUGUAUAUAAGUUAUAUUUUUAUCUAAAAAAUUAAAUUUUGUUUUAUUUUAAACGGAAAAUCAGCCAAAUUAUGGAGCACCCAAUUAUGGCUUUGGAACGAGCAGACGUCCUCUAUCUGGAAAUGCAGGAAGCCCUGGACCUGGAGCUUAUAAUGUUGGGAAAGAUUUCAAUAAAACAGCACCUUUAUUUGGAACAGGCAAAAGACAGCCUUUAUCAAAUGUAACAGAUACACCUGGCCCUGGCGGAUAUAAUGUCAAAAGUGGGCGAGAUGGCCCUGCAUAUUCAAUGAGUGCAAAAACAUCAAAAAAUGCAGCGCAUACAACGCCUGGCCCAGGAUCUUAUAACCCAAAUAUAGGUGCAUCAAACCCUAGCUGGAGUUCAUAUGAUGGCGAUGACUAUAUAUGUCUUCGAAAACGAUGCACAACCUUUGCCUCAAAAUUAUUUAUAGCCUAAAUCAAGAUUUAACCCCUUUUAAUUCUAAACCUUAGCUUUCCUUGCGCAGCUGUACGAGGUGGGCAAAACCUGGAAGUCAGCUAGUGAUUACCUCUUUGGCCAGGUAUUAGUUAUUCGAUAAUUUUUAGACCAUGGUUUUUUUCCUUUCCUAUUCUGGAGGGAGUGUUUCCUUUGGCUCAGGUGACAUCUCUUCUAAAGGUGACCGAUAGAAGGCAUUGGACUGACCGAUACUUCAUAUUCUGAUGGCGAGCUGACAGGAAAUCUUUCUCACCCAUAAAGACUCUUGGGGUCACAGUGCAAACACCGUUUCCUAGAGGUCCCACUGUUUUCAAAUAGCAGUGAAUAUCCAUCUGACAAGCAAGCUAGCGUUGGUCGUUAGUGUGUGGAGGUAUCAAACCUGUAAUACUUUAAGAUUAUUAAUGAAUAAUUAAUUAAUUAGCUGGAGUGUAGGAAAAGACAAAAGGAAUGAAAUACACAGUUUGUCUAAAUCCCAAAGUGCAGUUGGGCCAGGAUUAUACGAUGUUAGAGGAAAAUUAGGAGGCCCUAAAUGGGGAUUUGGCUCAUCCCAAAGAAAUGGUAAACAAAGAUCAGACAGUCCUGGGCCUGGAAAUUAUGAAGUUCACUCUUCAAUUGGAAAUUUGCCAACUUAUGCUAAAGCUGGUCGCUAA
This is a messenger RNA of Blepharisma stoltei, 3087 nucleotides long. Lineage: Eukaryota; Ciliophora; Heterotrichea; Heterotrichida; Blepharismidae. The record is from the annotation of a GenBank genome assembly.